Messenger RNA from Cylas formicarius (sweet potato weevil), 1211 nucleotides. RefSeq names its product COP9 signalosome complex subunit 5 (gene CSN5). Lineage: Eukaryota; Metazoa; Arthropoda; Insecta; Coleoptera; Brentidae. Gene Ontology annotation, molecular function: metallopeptidase activity; protein binding; deNEDDylase activity. Bases 96 to 1151 code for a protein of 351 amino acids. The record is from RefSeq and is a predicted model, not a curated record. The transcript has a single exon. Gene Ontology annotation, cellular component: cytoplasm; COP9 signalosome. Gene Ontology annotation, biological process: protein deneddylation.
AUACUUGAAUUGAAAGAAAAAUGUGAUGUCUUGGAGUUUAUCUGUGCACAGAGGGUAAUUUGUGUAUUGUUUGGAAUAUUGUAAUAUUUUUAAAAAUGUCCAAGCCCGGAACAUCUUCAGGUGAUACCCAGUCACAAAUUGCUCAAAAAACUUGGGAACUGACAAACAAUGUAGAAGUUGUAAAUUCUGUAGAUGAGAUCUAUAAAUACGAUAAAAAACAGCAGCAAGAUAUUUUGACAGCUAAACCUUGGGAUAAGGAUCCCCAUUUCUUCAAAAACAUUAAGAUAUCAGCGUUGGCACUUUUAAAAAUGGUAAUGCAUGCUAGAUCUGGUGGCACACUAGAAGUAAUGGGACUCAUCUUAGGAAAAGUAGAUGGGAAUACCAUGUUUGUUAUGGAUUCCUUUGCAUUGCCUGUAGAGGGAACUGAAACUAGGGUCAAUGCUCAGGCGCAAGCUUAUGAGUAUAUGAGUUCAUAUAUUGAAGCCGCAAAACUUGUCGGAAGGCAAGAGAACGCUAUAGGGUGGUACCAUAGUCAUCCAGGCUAUGGAUGCUGGUUAUCUGGAAUAGACGUUAGUACACAAAUGCUGAAUCAAAAUUUCCAAGAGCCAUUUGUAGCCAUAGUAAUUGAUCCUGUGCGAACAAUUUCUGCUGGAAAAGUUUGUUUGGGUGCUUUUAGAACAUACCCCAAAGGUUAUAAACCUGCAAAUGAAGAACCUUCAGAGUAUCAGACUAUACCAUUAAAUAAGAUUGAGGAUUUUGGUGUGCAUUGUAAGCAGUAUUAUUCUCUGGAGGUUUCUUAUUUUAAAUCUGCUCUGGAUAGGAGACUUUUAGACUCCCUUUGGAACAAAUAUUGGGUUAACACUUUGAGCUCAUCAAGCUUACUAACAAAUGCAGAUUAUACUACUGGUCAAAUUUUUGAUUUAUCUGAAAAACUGGAGCAAUCUGAGACUGCCAUCGGCCGUGGUGGAUUUAUAAUGGGAGGUGCAGACCCUAACGAAAAACGCAAUGAGGACAAGCUUCUGAAAGCAUCCAAGGAUAGUUGCAAAACAACAAUAGAGAUUAUUCAUGGAUUAAUGGCGCAAAUGAUAAAAGACAGAUUGUUCAAUAGUGUCACCCCCAGUAAGGUGUGCGCACUUGAAGCUAGCAAGUAAUUUGUGUUUAAAAUAUGUGCUUUAGUUGUAGUCAACUUUGAUAAAUAAUGUAUUUCCUAA